Labeo rohita (rohu) is the source of this 2859-nucleotide messenger RNA. It is a transcript of the gene npas4b, whose product is annotated as neuronal PAS domain protein 4b. The record is from RefSeq and is a predicted model, not a curated record. The transcript is spliced from 9 exons. Gene Ontology annotation, molecular function: protein dimerization activity; DNA-binding transcription factor activity, RNA polymerase II-specific; RNA polymerase II transcription regulatory region sequence-specific DNA binding. Bases 102 to 2465 code for a protein of 787 amino acids. Gene Ontology annotation, biological process: regulation of transcription by RNA polymerase II. Lineage: Eukaryota; Metazoa; Chordata; Actinopteri; Cypriniformes; Cyprinidae.
AUUACAAUUUUCAAGAAGAUGACAAGGUGAAAAAUGCUUCUUCAAACCAGAAAGAAUCAGGCAACGUGACCUUCCAAGUGCUCUAAAGAUGUGACGAAAAAAUGUACCGGUCCACUAAAGGAGCAUCAAAGGCUCGGAGGGAUCAAAUCAACGCAGAAAUUCGCAACUUGAAAGAUCUUCUGCCCAUCUCCGACGCCGACAAAGCUCGUCUCUCCUAUCUUCACAUCAUGUCCCUAGCCUGCAUUUACACAAGAAAGUCCGUCUUUUUCUCUCAAGCGGCAGCAGGUCAUGAUGUGAGCGGGAACAUCCUGUCUUUGCCAGAACUCUCAGAUCUGCUGCACACACUACCAGGGUUUCUCCUAGUGCUGACGAGUGAAGGAAAACUCCUUUAUUUAUCGGACAAUGUUGCGGAGCACCUUGGGCAUUCCAUGGUGGAUCUGGUGGCUCAGAGUGACAGCGUGUAUGAUAUUGUCGACCCAGCUGAUCACUUCAUCAUGAGGGGAAACCUUGUGCCAAUCACCACACCUGACACAGACCGCCUUUUUCGCUGUCGCUUCAGCACUUCGAAGUUUGUAAGGAGGCAGGGGUCUGGCAACAAACUGACGUUGGUUCGAGCACGCUGUUUGCCACCUCCAUGCCACACGUCCUCCUACUGGACAUCCAAUCCGGUGUGGGUGUGUUUUUGCUCCCCACUUGAGUCCAGCGUCCCUCAGGUUUCAUCAGCUAGGAAUCCUCUCCCCACUCCUCCUGCGGAGCAGUCUUUCCUCCUGUCCUGUUUCCAGUCUCAGCACAGCCGGGAUAUGAGAAUCCAUGCUGUUCAAGACAGUGUAAGCGUGUACCUUGGCUACGACAUAGAGACUCUGCGUUCUCGCUCAUGGUACAGUCUGAUUCAUCCUCGCGAUCUCUCUCACGCCUCUGCACAACACUGCGCCCUGUUACAUGAAGGUGGGGAGAGGCAGGUGGAGAUGGUGGUCCAGGUAGAGGCAGCAGAUCAUUCAUGGGUCUGGCUGUAUAUUGUUCUUCAGCUGGAGACUGGAGAAUAUCCCAUCAACAGCCACAACUAUGUCAUAAGUGAGUCUGAAGCCUGGUCGGUGCGUCAGCAGUUGUAUUCAGAGCAGAACCAGCUGGCUCUCCUGUACCAGGAGGCACGCCAGAGCUCUGACCCCCUGUCCAGCCCAGACCAGGUUUUCACCCCCAGCAGCAGUGGCCUGUCCUCCCAAUCCUUUGACUUCAGCUUCACCACGUCCGGCCGGAGCUCCUCUGAAGAGCUCCCCAGCACCUCAGCCCCAACCAGCAUGCCACUCGACCCUCUCCAGGGCUUUUCUCAGGACGAAGAGAGCCAUCCGCAACUGCACGGCAGCCACCAGAUGUGGAGAUCAGCCAUGAAUGUCUCCCCAGAACAUCUGAGCAACAUCACCAUCCCAAGUCUUUCUGCAACUCACAUCGCCCCUCCGCCCCUUCCUCCAUUCAAACCUCCUCCCAAGCGCCAAAGCUCAGAAGAGUUCAUCUGCACGCCUCCUUACACCCCAAGACUCGGAGGGGGGAGUUUCAUGUUUGGCGAUGAGCCCUUCAAAUCAGAGCAUAGCAGUGUAGUCAAAAUGAGACAAACCCUUCCCGCAAGCAUCGGCCCAACUCAACACUGCCGCAAACGCCUAUACGAAACGCUACCACCGACUCCGGACAGCCCAGGCAGCGACGAAUGCAUUCUUAUGGCGCUGCCGGAGAUCAGAGGACCUCUAUAUGUAGACGUCCCCCAUUUACCAUUCCACAAUCCUCCCGAAGGCCUACUGACCCCCGAGGCUUCGCCCACCAAAAAGCCCUGUUUGAGUUUCUUCCCUCAGGAAGACAACUCCGAAAGAGAGCGCCUGGAGAUCUCGCUCCUGGCUCAGUAUAUUAGCACUUUAGCUGAGGGCUUCUGUCACAGCCACCCACAAAACACAUCAGCUCCCUCUCAUCACGGCCCAAACUCCUCGCUGGCUCACAUUGAUGUCUUUAUGUUUGAGGAGAAAGCAGUAGAUGGCAUCCCUCUUCCAAAUCUGCAAUCCACCUCCCCCGUACCUCCCUCACCUUACUCAUCAGAGCCGUCCUACGCUCAGCGCUCCCCGAGCCGCAGCUCCCCUGUCCACGCGCAGGAGGAGGCGGCGACUCUGAACGGUGUACACCACCUCUGUAGCGUCCAGUCGACGCACCGUAAUCGCAUGGCCGGGGGUGAGACGCAGGAAUCCGAGAGACCCGAUGUGGAGAUGAUGACCUCCUCAGGGUCCACCGAGGCACUUCCUGCCCUCACUCCUGCUCUGCCUUGUGCCCAGUCCCUCCUAGAGGAGCUGGUCACCAUGGAACCUGUGUUUGGGGCAGCCGCCCCGAUGACUCCUGCCGAAAGGCAGCAAGAUGAGUUGUAUCAACUCCCUCAUCAAGGCGGACAACAGAUCUUCUACCAAGAUGGAACCAGUGAUCACAUGUUUUAACAUAAGUCUGUGACUUAAUCAACAAAGUAUGGCAUAUUGUCAUCUAAAAAGCUAUUUUUCUGGGACUAUGUGGUAGAGCUAUAUCAAAAAAAGUGUGUUAAAAAGAUUUAUUUAUGUUUAUAUAUCAUGAAGUCACAUGAACAUGCAUCCUAUUCACUUUGGGGAAAAGUACUUAAAGUAACAAACUUUGUAUUCACUUAUAGUGAAGACUGUGUUUUACUGAAAGAAUGUGUUUAUGAAUCACAAGUGUAUCUUUAAGCCAUCGUAGAGUUCUACGAUCAAGUAGAGGAUUGAUUCCUACUUACACUACUCUCUUUCUAUUUGCUUUUCAUUGUGUCAGUGCAUGAAAACCAUAGAAGAUGCUUCAUAAUAAACAAUAUUGCUUUCCGUUUCA